Molecule: messenger RNA, 9070 nt
Organism: Labeo rohita (rohu)
Lineage: Eukaryota; Metazoa; Chordata; Actinopteri; Cypriniformes; Cyprinidae
Gene: syngap1b
Product: synaptic Ras GTPase activating protein 1b
Exons: 21
Coding region: 320-4540 (1406 amino acids)
Biological process (GO): regulation of GTPase activity
Source: RefSeq, a predicted model, not a curated record
ACGCACGCUCCCUUCACCGCCCCCUUCUCUCUCUGUCUCUCUCUCCCUUCGUUCUCCUCUUCUUCAUCACUCUUGUUUUGCGCGUAUGUGUGAUAUGUGAUGUGAUGUGAUACACGGGCUGUAAUCAUCCCAAUGGCUCUCGUCGACCAUGGACGAUGAUUUUUUUUCGGUUUCUCCAUUCGCAUUACGGGAAUAUCGCUCCAGCGUCGACGCAGUCCAUGAGCACAAGGGGUUCUUCGCUUCCUCUGACUGCUGAAGGAUAUUUUUGCAUGUCGAGAGACUGAAGAGACACGGAGAACACGUUCAAUGCCGUUGGAACAUGUCAUAUGUUCCCUUUCAAGAUGCGAGGUAUGCUGUCCCCCCCUCCUACCGACAACAGCCCUCCUUCGCUGCUGCUCCCUCCUACGAGCAACCCGACUGGAAUCCUCGUCUGUGUGUGAUCAGUGGAAAUCAGCUCUACAUGUUGGACCAGGAGGAGGUUCACCCUUUGUUGAUGCGCGAGCGGCGCUCAGAGUCGCACAGGAACAAGCUGCUGCGACGGACGGUCAGCGUGCCUGUGGAGGGGAGGCACCAUCCUGAAAUGGACCACGCUCGGCUCCGGCGGAAGAGCAUCGCCACCGGGAAGCAGCCAAGCAUGGAGAUCCCACCCACUGCCCCCCCACAACCCUUCCGACAAUCCAGUUUCCUCAGUAGAAGACUGAAGGGGUCCAUUAAGCGGGCCAAGAGUCAGCCCAAACUGGACCGAACCAGCAGCUUCCGCCACAUGAUCCUCCCUCGUUUCCGCAGCGCCGACCAGGACCGGACUCGUCUGAUGCAGAGCUUCAAAGAAUCACACUCCCAUGAGUCUUUGCUGUCUCCCAGCAGUGCAGCCGAGGCCUUGGAUUUGACACUUGAUGAAGACGCGGUCAUCAAGCCUGUUCACUCCAGUAUACUGGGACAGGAGUACUGUUUUGAGGUGAUAACUGCUUCAGGAACAAAGUGUUUUGCCUGUCGGUCGGCUGCGGAGCGAGACAAAUGGAUAGAGAAUCUGCAGAGAGCUGUCAAACCAAACAAAGACAACAGUCGACGCGUCGACAACGUUCUGAAGCUGUGGAUCAUCGAGGCCCGUGAACUCCCACCCAAAAAGCGCUAUUAUUGUGAGCUGUGCUUGGAUGACAUGCUUUACGCCCGCACCACCAGCAAACCCCGAACCGAUACUGUCUUUUGGGGUGAGCACUUUGAGUUCAACAACCUGCCAGCUGUCCGCAACCUCCGCCUUCAUCUUUACAAAGAGACGGACAAGAAAAGACGCAAGGAGAAGAGCACAUAUCUGGGCUUGGUCAGCAUUCCCAUUUCCAGCAUCACUGGUCGUCAGUUUGUGGAGCAAUGGUACCCCGUCAUCCAGCCCAGCGUCCUGGCCAAGGGUGGUGGCGUUGGAGGGGGCAAAAUCAUCAACGCCUCCCUGCGGCUCAAGUCACGCUUUCAGACCAUGAGCAUCCUGCCGAUGGAGCUGUAUAAAGAGUUCGCAGAGUAUGUGACCAACAACUACCGAACGCUGUGCGCCGUUCUUGAGCCGCUGCUGAGUGUCAAGAGCAAAGAGGAAGUGGCCUGUGCUCUGGUGCACAUCCUGCAGAGCACGGGGAAGGCCAAGGAUUUUCUUUCAGACAUGGCGAUGUGCGAGGUGGACCGAUUUAUCGAUCGAGAGCACCUGAUCUUCAGAGAGAACACCCUGGCCACCAAAGCCAUAGAAGAGUACCUCAAACUCAUCGGACAUAAGUACCUCAAAGACGUUUUAGGUGAUUUUAUCCGAGCGCUGUAUGAGUCAGAGGAGAACUGUGAAGUCGACCCGAUGAGAACUCCACCGUCUGUACUGCCUGAACAUCAAGCCAACCUCCGGAUGUGCUGUGAGCUUGCACUCUGCAAAAUCGUCAACUCUCAUUGUGCGUUUCCGAGAGAACUGAAAGAGGUGUUUGCGUCCUGGCGCGUUCGAUGCGCUGAGAGGGGAAGAGAGGACAUUGCAGAUCGACUGAUCAGUGGUUCCCUCUUCCUGCGCUUCCUGUGUCCGGCCGUCAUGUCGCCAUCCUUAUUCAACCUCACACAGGAGUACCCCGAUGAGCAGACUUCACGCACACUCACCCUCAUAGCCAAAGUUGUGCAGAACCUUGCAAACUUCUCAAAGUUUGGCAGUAAGGAGGAGUACAUGUGCUUUAUGAAUGAGUUUUUAGAGAUGGAGUGGGGCUCCAUGCAGCAGUUCCUGUAUGAGAUCUCCAAUCUCGACAGCGUGAGCAAUGCUGGUGCCUUUGAGGGCUACAUCGACUUGGGAAGGGAGCUUUCGAUCCUGCAUAGUCUCCUGUGGGAAGUCAUGGCACAACUAAGCAAGGACGCUAUCAUCAAACUCGGACCAUUGCCCCGCCUUCUGAAUGACAUCAGCAUGGCCCUCCGUAACCCUCACCUCCAGCGACAGCCCAGCCAUCAGACGGACAGACAGCCUCCAGAGAGACAGACUGACAGGCUGCUGUCCAGACCCAGCUUCAACAGGGGCGUCUCGUCUGAGUUCCAGAACCUCAUGAUGAGGGACCUCAACAGUUCAGUCGAGAUCACUCGCCUGCCCUCUCCAACCUCUGCCAUGUCCAGUGGCGGCGCCCCUCAGUCCCGUGCCGGAAUGGGGGGUUUUACGGACCGCGAUCAUCCUCACCGAGCCUCAUCUAAAGACGUUUUCUACGUCGCCCGUCCCCCGUUGGCCCGCUCCAGUCCAGCGUACUGUACUAGCAGUUCUGAUAUUACUGAUCCAGACCCAAAGGACUCAAGAAUGAACAGCGUCUCUAACCUGCAGUCUAUGGGGGACAUGCUCAACUCUUCCCAGGCCUCGAUUGCCGGCCUCGGCAGCUACGGUGGGCUCGCGGGCUUGGGAGGAGGCCUCGGAGGUCAGCUGCGCGCCGGAGGGCGUAUGUCGGCCGGAUCCGGGGGUUCCAGCAUGUCCGGCGGUCUGAGGUUGAGCCAGCUGAGCCAGAUGGGAACCACCACCGACUCGCUGUCCCAGCAGCAACAGCAGCAAGCCGCCGCCCUCCGCUACCCCCUCUCCUUCCAGAACCCUCUGUUCCACCUGGCUGCUGAUGGGCCUCAGCUUCACCACCAGCACAGUCGAGCUCAACCUCCUCCUCCUCUCCUGCUCGCCCCGGAGCCGGACGCUUCUCACCCCACUUACAUCCCGCAGUUCGCCCACGGCGGUUUCUCCCGAAGCGAGGACCUCUCCACCCUCAGGCCCGGCCCUCAUCUGGGUCAGCCGAGCAUUAUUCACUCCCACAGCUACAGCGACGACUACAGCCGCCAUAACCAGAGCGAAUACGGCCGACGCCAGCUCUCCAUGCACAUGCAGGAGCAGCAGCAGAUGGCAGGCAUGGCAUCGCAGACCGGCACAUCUCAUUCAUCGCUCGCCACGCCUCCUUCCACCGUUCAGCCUGUCCGUCAAAGCUCCAUGGCUCCUCCCACGCAGCGCAUGAAAUCGCAACCCUCGCAUCAGCUUUCCGUGAGUUCUGCCGCCGCCGCUCCUGCGGGCAAAACCAGGCCGCAGAGCGGAAACCUGCUCCAGUCCCCGGAGUCCGGCUUCGGGGGCCGGCAGCAGGGUCCUCGGCAGCAACUCUCCGUCAAAGACAGCACCCCGCCUGGCCUGCCGCAUCAGCAGAGCUCCACCAGAGAGAGCCAGGGGUCCCAGGGCUCUCAGGGCGGGACGCCGCAGUCCACGCAGCAAUCCAAAUCACAUCAGGAACGGCAGCAGAUCCAGCAACAGCAUCUGCUCAAGCCUACCAUGAGCAAACAGGGCUCUUCCCAAUCUCCAUCCACUCUCAACCCCCCGACCCCUGCCUCUGAGCGAACAGUCGCCUGGGUGUCCAACAUGCCCCAUCUUUCUGCUGACAUAGAGAGUUCCCGCAUCGACAGAGAGGAGUACAAACUCAAGGAGUAUUCAAAGAGCAUGGACGAGUCGCGUCUGGACAGGGUGCGUGAAUACGAGGAGGAGAUCAACUCUUUGAAGGAGCGUCUGAUGAUGUCACACCGCAAGCUGGAGGAGUAUGAGAGGAGGCUGUUAACUCAGGAGCAGCAGACCAAUAAAAUCCUGCUGCAGUAUCAGAGCCGACUGGAGGACAGCGAGAGGAGACUGAGACAGCAGCAGAUGGAGAAAGACAACCAAAUUAAAGGAAUUAUUGACAGACUCAUGGCUGUUGAAGACGAGUUGAGGGGAGGGGUGAUACCGGAGCACAAACCCAGGAUGUUCGCAGACCAGGAAAAGCAGCUUUCCGCCUUGGGUUCAGCAGACCCCCGUGUGAGUUUUGGAGGAGAAUUGACCAGCGCUCCCGUCGUUGUCGGAGUCUCCCAAUCGGACAAAUCCUCCACCCGAUCCCCCCUGAACGGAAUCUUGUCCUUCCCGUUAGCCUCCCCUCCUCAUUCCCGUCCUCACGCACAACUCCGGCCGAACGGAGAGCUCUCCGGCAACCAAAAAUCAGCAACGGCAUCGAGGGCAAGUUUGGAGGGGGAGCAGGUCAAUAACAAUGCUGACCAAAUCUGAGAAAAAUUUUAGGAAUUCCGAAGAAAAAGUCAUCCGCAUUGUAAGGAUGAAGCGCCACUGCAUUAGACUGAGGACAAGUGGGAGGCGGGACACCAUUACUUGCACCAUCCAAAACAAAAGGGCUCUCCAUUGGAUCCGAUAUGUUAUUCCAAAAUCACAUUUUCUUUGGAUCAAAGUUAAAAGCCCCUUGCACAUGUACCUCCGCCACCACAGGUCAUCAAAACCACUGGAAAGAGCUCGGUUCAGGUUCCAGGUUUUUUGACUGAGCUCCUUUGUGUACAAAAAAAAUUCCAAGAAGCUGGGAACAACCUGGGAACGGUGGGCAAACAAACUAUACGUACGUUUCAAAGUGUAUAGAGAUUGAAAACUGACUCGCGAACACACGCCAGCUUCGUCUUGGGGAUUUUGUCAUGUCGUCUGGCUUCCCUAGUGCCUUUCUGUAUCUCCUGACAGGGUUUUCAAACGAACACAAGAAUAACGACAGCAGAAUUACAGAAAUGGUUGUGCAAACUCUGGUCUCUUCUCGAGAUUGCUCACUUAGUAGAGAUUGAUGUGUUCUUCUGCCUCAAUGUAAUGCUGAAAAUGUCAAGCAUUGGAGUCCGACCAUGGCUCUGGGUUUUUUUUGUGGACAAUGUGUGGAAAGUGCUUGCAUUGCCUCACUAGACUGAACUUGUGCAAUGUUUUCUCUUCUCAAUCUCAGAACCUAUGUGUAUUUAACUGGUGCUAUGGAUUCUCAAAGCAUUGCUCUGUGUCACAUCACCGCCUCCCAUUCUGUCAUCAUCCUAACUGUUCAUACGUGUCUCCGUCCUGCCAUUUAUCUCCUUGACUUUCUUUCAGUGUAUGUGUCUGCAACAUGAGGUGAGCGUGAGGUGAUCUCUGUCAGGUUGAAACCUUUUGUCUUUUUACUAAGACGCUAGGCCAGAAUGCAGUUGUGGUCGUACGGAAUUUUUUUCUUUAUACACAAAUGUUUUUUCUUAAAAUGGAUGUGAAGCGAGCUGAUAUUUCAAACAAGCAGAGCUUGUGUUUUUUUUGGUCUUCAAGACAUUUUGAAGUCAACAUGACAGUUAACCAAUUUUCCCUCCAAAAUGUGACGUGUUUUUAAAGUGAAAUUAAAAAAUUGACUUCAUUUAAACUUAAUUUGAUUAGAAAAUGGGCGUUAUAUACUAGAAUGGAAAAUGGAAUGGAAAGUUGUUUCAAAGGUGGUGAAACUUGCAUUUCGUUAAAAGAUUAUGUAAACAACCCUGUUUAAUCAUAAAUAUUAUAAAAUAGCAUGCACCAAAUAAUCAUCAAUAAGACGACUAAGAAUGUACACUGAAAAAGUAGACAAUGAUUGCACCAAAUAAUCAUUACAUUUAUGCAUUUAGCAGAAGCGACUUAUAUUGCAUUUUAUCAAUUCACACUUUCUGGGAAUCAAACGCAUGACCUACUUUUUAAGUUAUGCUACAAAUUGCAAAUUAAUAAUUUUGUUUUCAUGUUGACUUUAAAGUUGCUCAAGCAUCUCUUAAGUGGUCAUUUUACGAAAGGUCUUGUUAGACAACAAACUUGGUUUGUAAAAUAAUCAAAUCUUAUGUACUGUACAGAAAUAUUGCUAGCUAUAAUUCGUCAUUUGAGUAUCACUGCCAUCUGGUAACGAUUGUAUUCCUCAUCAUUCACUACAGUUUUUGUUUUAUUGUUUGUUUUACGAUUAAUCAAUUCAUUGUCAUGUUUCUACAGACUCAAGACAUUCACGUGGCUUCGCUGACGAGUCAUUCAUUUGUAACCCAACCCAUUGUUGAUUGCCUUGUUGUUGCAUUGUAAACUACUCAAGUUCUGUAUGUAACAGCUACGCCAAUACAGCAGGCCUAGAUGAUAGUGAGGAGAUUUAAGUCGUAACUGCACAAUAAAAACACUGAGCUGUACUGUAAUAUUUAUCGAUUGGGAAGGCACUAGAGAGGAGAAUGGACUGAUUGCCAUUUUAGCUUUUAAGAGCUUCGAGGGCUAUCUUUAAGUGACUUCUACUCCAUUUAGUAAUAACAAACAGGCAAUUUUGUUAAUGUCCCAAAAGCGGUUGAGAACAAAUUGGGAUAACAGGGUUAUCAGCUGAUAAAUGUGCCAUGACAUGAAUAUACCUCAGACGUAGAAUCGAAUGACUCAGGUAAACUUUCAAUUGCCUCACAGUUUAACGCAAACUGGAUAGAAAAAAAAUACUCAUUUUAAGUUGAACUGCCUGUUUUGGUAGUUAGUCCAUUUCUUCUCUGAGAUUAGUAGCAGUGAUUGGUCAGCGGCUCAUCAAGCACCUCCUCUUUUCCCUGCAUCUCCAGCCAAUCACAAAGCUUCGUGGAGGACAAUCUGGAACCUAAUUGGAGGCCUCACCUCGGACAUUCUUCAGGUUGGCCCGGUUUCAAUUCCAGGGCGCUGUCGCGCGAUUCGGUUGGUUGACAGAGGGGAAACUGAGGCUUUGACUCAGUGCCAGAGCCGAUCCAAAGAAAAAAAAAUAUAGGUUCCCUUCCUCUGACGUGCCCUCUCUCUGUUAUAAUUCGAUACGACGACCGUUUGGGAUGCUUAACGCCUGUCAGACGGCUUCUGCGUGCCUCUCGGCGGCACGAGAGAUGACGUCGCAAUGCAGCGUGCAGUGGUUCGUUGAGAGAGCUGGAGAGCUUCUGAGGAUCAGAUCAAUCUCAAAGGUGCUGUUUUUUAGGUUCUUUACUAACUACAUGUAGGAUAUUGAACAAUCCUCUACUUCUUCUCGUUUUGAUCUUCAUAUGCCACAUUAGCUCUGCCUGUCAUGCCUGCCUGUGUCUCAAUCACAUCUUUUAUUUUGGGGAAACCGAAUAUGCACAGCCUUUUUUUGCUUUGUUUUUUUGCUCAAGAGACGCUGAUUUGUCCUUCAGCGGAUUUGAGGCUGGAAAUAUCCGAACUUUUGUUUCCUGGCGGUUUUCUACUUGACUGGACCUCACACAGAUGAGACCGCAUAUUUACAUGCUGGUAAUGUGAGACAAGAACUCGAAAAGUCUGAAAAUAAUCCUUUUUUCGAUCCGUUAGUUUAUGUGACAAUCUCUUUGCGAAGAAAAAUCGACAACCUGUUAUUUUACCUGCUCCCCCUCCCCGUCCCGGAUCCUCGCCGACUCCUUUGUACGUGAAAGAAAGAUGGAUUCUUUUACUUUUUUAACUUCUCUUUGGUUUUGCGGUUUUGCUGUGGAGUUCUUGAUUUUACGGACGACACCGUUUGGAUGUGGAAUCCUCUUCUUUAGAAAUUUGGCAGUCGCACGUUUGUAGGAUCGUGGGUAGUUUUGCGAAGCCAAGUUGCUGUUUUGAAUUUAACUUUAUUUCCUUGUUUGGAUGCCGUUGCCGGCAACACGGACAUUUCUCUGCUUCCUUUUUACGCCACUAGACAAAAAUCUAAAUGUCGAGAGAUCAUGCAGGUCGAAUAAUGUUGUGGGUGACUGUGUGUAUAUACAGUGUGUGUACAGUCUUUGUGUAUAUACUGAUGUAUGGAUGGUUAUAUAAUAUAAAUAUAAAUAUAUAUAUAUACAUGUAUUUUGUACAUAAGAUAUGUUUGUAUAUGCAGUGUACAGAAUGUGUUCUUUUACACCGAUUUCCCUUUUUCUUAAUAUGUGGAAAAAGAAAAAGCAUAGGAGAACUUUGUUGGAAUGAAAACUCGCGUUGGCGACUCGUCGGCGGAGUUAUCAAAGCACUUUUUGCUCAGGCUGAUCGUACGCAGUCUGAAACCUACAAUGCAUCGCCGUGAGUCCGCCACGCGUUUUGCCAGUCUAAAGCUUGCACUCAUUUUCUCACUGAUUGAGGUGUUUUGUAACAAGCUCUGGUUGACCAAGCAAUGCUUGUACAUAAAUAUAUAGGCUUAAUACCUAGCGUAUGUUUGCAUAUAUCGACAUGCGUCACCUGCUAAUCUUUGCAGCCUUGCAUCUCCACUUGCUUUUGAUUUCAAUGCGGUGCCGUGCGUCAGAUGAGGGUUUUUUUUUUUUUUGGAUCGAUCUCGUGAGAAGACUUCACCAUUUUACUCUGCUGAUCUUUUGUAUGGCCUGAUGCUUUAUUCCCUCAUUACUUGCCUAGCAACUCUUCCAUGCAAGUAAUCGCUUCUUUGUCACCUGUAAAUGAAUGGAGUUCCCAUGAUGUGCCUCUUUCUAAUAAACUUCAGUUGGUCUUUGUCAGCCAUAAGCCAAUCACAGUCAUCUUUCUUGACAAGCCAUAAGCCCCGCCCCUAAAUUUCCAUUUUUGAAAAAGGGCAGACACUUGGGAAUUUUAUUUCUUUUUGUAUAUAUUAUAUUAAUAGAAAGAGUGGUAUGUCAGAGUGUAUUGCCGAUGUUUUUGGAUUUGUUAUGAAUGUUGAUAUUCUGGUUAUUGAAUUAUGAUUAUUAUUGUAAUAAUAUAAUGACUGCUGUUAUCAUUUCAUCAUUCUUUAGUUUAUUCAAUACUGUUAAAGACUUUCAUUUCUUUUUGAAUAAAUCGGAAUUUAUAUUUUUCGGGUGGGCUAAUUAUAGAAAUGAAAUCAAUUAAACAGAUAAAUAAAGAAAUAAAUUCUUAUUGAAUUCA